CACAGUUAAUAUUCUUCAGAAAUGCCAGCUGGAGUUUCUUGGCCACGCUACCUAAAAUUUUUUACAGCUGCAAUGUUAUCCAUGUUAGCAGGAUCACAAGUAGUUCAUAUGUAUUAUAAACCUAUGGCAGAUCUUGAUAAGUAUAUAGAAGAAGAAAGGAAGCACCAUAAAUUAUAGUCUUCAUUUAUGUACAGUCUUUAAAUUUUAUUUGAAAAUAUGUAGAUACAAUACAAAAACAUUGGCAGUGAAUUAAACAAGUUGGUUUUCUUAUA
Molecule: messenger RNA, 272 nt
Organism: Onthophagus taurus
Lineage: Eukaryota; Metazoa; Arthropoda; Insecta; Coleoptera; Scarabaeidae
Gene: sloth2
Product: ubiquinol-cytochrome c reductase complex assembly factor 6 sloth 2
Biological process (GO): mitochondrial respiratory chain complex III assembly
Cellular component (GO): mitochondrion
Source: RefSeq, a predicted model, not a curated record